This is a messenger RNA of Harmonia axyridis, 1930 nucleotides long. Its product is annotated as inactive angiotensin-converting enzyme-related protein-like. The transcript is spliced from 4 exons. Gene Ontology annotation, biological process: sensory perception of taste. The record is from RefSeq and is a predicted model, not a curated record. Gene Ontology annotation, cellular component: membrane; axon; neuronal cell body. NCBI's taxonomy places the organism in Eukaryota, Metazoa, Arthropoda, Insecta, Coleoptera, Coccinellidae. Bases 821 to 1930 code for a protein of 369 amino acids.
GCAGAUUUUUCUGGUCUGAAUUCAUCAGUACCGACUGUCUUAAAGUUCACGAUGAAUUUCAAGUUUUUGUUCGUUUUCGCUCUUUUUCUUGGGCUUUUCGCUCUGAGUUCCGCUUAUCCAAAUCCUGAGCCAGCUCCAGGACCAGAACCAGGACCAGAACCAGCGCCAGAACCUCGUCGUCGAGUGAAAUGGAAACAUAAAACAGGUUCAAGACCAAAACCAAAGCUAAAAUGGAAACAUGUUAAAGAUGCUUUUGAUGUUGCUGACACAGUUGCCAACAUCGCAGCUGUAGUGAAUGAAUGGAAUGCAGCAAAUAAUAAUGAGUAAUAAUAGUCGUGAAUAACAGAAUACAAGUUUCCAAUCGUAGUUGAUUUAGUUUUGUAGGUAUAAACAAGAAUGUUAUUACCAGCAAAAAUAAAAAAUUAAAAAUGCAAAAGACAUUUUUUUAUUCAGUACGCUGAUUCAUGGAUCGAGUUAUUGAGGCUCCUACCUCAAAAAGGUGCACAUUUAGAAAUUACGAAUUUUGUGAGUGUUAAAUAUCUUGGACGAUUUUAAAUAAUCAUUAUUGGAACUAAUGAACCAGAAUCAAUCAUUUUGACGAUUAUGUUAAACAUUUCUUAAAAUUCUUUACCUUUGAAUAAGUUUGUAAAAAACAGUAUAAUUGAAUUGGUUUUCAACACCCAGAGAAAUUUACAAAUGAGUUUUUGAAGCGUGAUAAACUGUCAUUAUAUUGAUUGCUUGUUUUUUAACGCUUCACUUGCUUCUUUCGAAUUCACACGUAGGUAACGAAAAUAGUUCAAUAACGCGGCAAGCAUCAAGCAUGAACAAGAAGUUCUUAUCAUAUUUCUUUCUCCUUGGAACCAUUUUGGGUAUAUGCCCAAGAAAUGAGCAACAUAUAUGUCGAAAACGUGGGAAGAAAACCCAUCACUUCAAAAUUUAUACGUCUUUUAUUAUCCUCCUUAUGCUAUGGCAAUUCGCUUAUUUUGUGUGGUUGGUUCUUGGUGAUUAUUAUGUGGAGGGUUUAUUCAUAAAAUUCCUCAUAGAAUUACUGGAUGUAGCUGUACUUACAAUGGAUAUAACUCUAACAAUUUUCUUCAUCAACUUCACUCAGCAUAAGAAAUGGAAAUCGAUGAACAAAUACUUGAAUGUUGUUGAAAAUCAAUUGAUCUCGUAUUGUGCUUCUAUAGACUCAGGAAUAUUAGGUCAUGUGUACAUCGAUAUUUGUUUUAUAACUGUUAUUAUAACCAUUACCAAUGCGUCUAUGUUAUGGAUAUUUUGCUCCCAUUCUAGAUGCUUUUUUUUCUUACACAUACAAAAAGUCUAUGGUUGUUAUAUGAUUGUUCUUGUUUACUUGAUAGUGACAAGGAUAAGGAAUGGUCUGACGAAGUUGCAUGCUUUUCUGGAAGGAUUGACACCCUCAAAAAUUGGAGAAGAGGACUCUAAUGUCAAGUUCAUACAACCUUACAAUUCUUAUAGUGAAUUUAUGAAGUGCUAUAGAAUCAUUUACGACGUAGUUCAGUUCUUUAAUGACAUAUUUGGAUAUCACAUGGUUUUUCUGAAUCUCUUUUGUAUUCUCGAAUGGUUGUCCGUUUUGAAUUUGAUCAUAUCAAGUAUCAAAUACAACUCUAUGGAAAUUGAUGUAAUCACUGUAAUGUUUAUAAAUAUAAUAAUAAUUCUGAUUGGAAUCAUUUUUAUUAUUCUGCUUUGCGCUUCGGUGACUAGUAAGGCUGAACAUUUUCUGUACGUUCUUCAUCAAAUAGAAGAUGAUAACCAUAAUUUGAAAGCUAAAAGUAUUGUCAUCCAACUCGUCGAAGAUAUGCCCCUCCACUUCUCAGCUGCGAGGUUUUUCAAUAUCAGCAAAUAUACAAUUCUUGGUCUUAUAGGAAAUUGUACAACCUAUUUUAUUGUUUUAAUACAAUUUUACCAGUAG